This is a messenger RNA of Somion occarium, 2640 nucleotides long. The record is from the annotation of a GenBank genome assembly. Lineage: Eukaryota; Fungi; Basidiomycota; Agaricomycetes; Polyporales; Cerrenaceae.
AGUGCAAAUUUGUAUCUUGGGUCGGAUAGACGGCGCCCUAGUGCCAAUGACACCCCAGCGACACCAUGAGCGCUGACCAUACUUUAAAGCAUCUGGAGGUGAGCUCAAUGUGCUUAAUAGGGAUGGGAAAUAAUACAGCACUAUGUCAGACACAGUACUCUAAAGCUGCGAGAGCGGAAUUGGACCGCGACCUCGAUCGUGCUUUCCGUUUGUACAUUCAAGUCGCUCAGGACUUCCUGCACCUCAGUCGCACGAGUAAUAGCACAGCCAUCCGUGCGGAAUGUAAAACUCAUGCAGGAAAGGCAUUGGAACGUGCAGAGAAGAUUAAGCAGGUGAAGCGAGAUGUCGCACCGGUCAUAGCCGAUCGUUUCUCUGAACAGGAACAGUUUGCCGUUCUGCGACACUCUUCUAAUGUAAAUGGAACACGCAUCCCGCUCUGGAGCGAGCCUAUAGUUCCAAGCACCGGCAUUACCCAGCCACCCCUUUCUCCAGAGCAAGUUCAGAAUAACGCUAAAUGGAGAAGGCCGGAGCAUAUUCACGAUAACAAUAGCAAACUCGAAUCAAAAGAUGUGAUUCAACACAUGGUUUCUGACUGUUCUGUCUGUGCAUCCGUAGCUAUAUGCAUCGAACAUGAUCGUCGGUUUGGAUCCAAACUUGGAUCCUCUUCACUGCUUCAGUUUCCGGAUGAACCAGACAGAUACCACCUCAAAGCCAUGUUUAAUGGCACAUACCGACGAAUCGACAAUCAGCUACCGUGCUAUCCUGAUGGAACCUUGAUGUGUCUCUCAACUGGUCCGAAGUCGGUCUUAUGGCCCUCUCUGGUCGAGAAAGCGUAUAUGAAACUUGUAGGAGGAUAUGACUUCCCAGGAUCGAAUUCGAGCACAGAUUUACAUGUUCUGACUGGGUGGAUACCCGAGCACAUCGAAGUGAAGGGCGCUUACUUUGAACGGGAGAGUACAUGGGAUCGAAUAAACACAGGCUUUACAGAAGGACGAUGUGUCCUGACUGUUGGAACUGGAGAACGGCUUCCAGAGCUUGGAGUGUUCCCAAUGGAGUUGCUUCCAGCGCAUUGUUAUGCUGUUAUUGAUGUGAGAGAUGAUGAACAAGGUCGGCGGAUGACUAUCCUUGACUCUCGUGUACACCAUACAUCGAGCGAAGAUGUAGAACAAGACUUUACUCGUUUAUCGCUGUUGGAUUCACCGGUAGAGAGGCCUCGCUCUUACGAUCUAUCUUGGGAUAUAAUCUGCAAUGUAUUUGACGGUAUCUAUCUUAGCUGGGACUCAGGGACCUUUGAACACAAACUAGCUUAUCAUGGAAAGUGGAAACGUGAGGAAGCAGGAGAUCAACCACAAAUUUUUAGAGCAACAUUCAGGGUAGAAACUAGUUCGUUGGAAGAGGAAGAAAUUUGGGUGUUGCUCACAAGGCACAUAACGGAUUCGAGACGGAAGUCAGAGUAUGUUUCGCUAACGGUGCAAGAUACAACGAGUUCGGAUUUGAACUCGUUACAUCUCAAAGGCUCCUAUACCAACAGCACCCACAUUCUGGUUAAGGCUCGUUGCUCAUCGCUGUCUCCAGAGCUAUUGGUUGUUGCCUCAUACGAUGGUGAUUACGACGAUGUUGGAUUCACCGUCACCAUAUAUUCAUCGACGUCUGCAUCAUGGGUACGAGAUGCGAUCUCACUACCCUAUGUGAAGAAGAUCGCUGGUGCCUUUACGAACAAGACUGCUGGUGGAAAUCCGACUCAUCCGACAUUCAUGCUUAACCCUCAAUAUCAUCUGCGAAUCAGGUCCGGAAAGACGCGACUCAAGAUCACAGCGCGGAGCGAUCGACAUGUUCCACUCAAUAUCGUCGUGGCCUGGUCGAAUGGCGAGCGAAUUGCAGAACUGACACAGAACGCCGUCGUUGCGUCUUCUGGUUCUUAUUCCUAUGGGUUUGCCUUUGUCUCGAAGGAUCUUUCAGCUGGGGACUAUACUUUGAUUGUCUCAUCAUUCAACCCUCAAUCAUUGGGCCCAUUCACCGUCGAUAUUUCAGGCACUCAACCAUUUGAGAUCGAUCCCAUUCCUCAAGAAGGUGCUGGCAUGUUCAGCAAAGUGAUACGAGGUUCAUGGACAUCCGAGACUGCUGCCGGCAGUCCCUCCUUCAACCGUUACGUGAACAAUCCCAUCUACGAGAUGAAGCUCUCAUCCCAAAGCCAUGUAAAGAUACGCUUACAACUUGUGGACGGCAAUGCAGAAGUGCCUAUCAACGUAACAGUCUUCCGCUUAACUGAACAUGGAACCUUGGGUUCGCAGGUUGCGACCUCGGGGCCUUAUGCUGAUGCCAUUUCUGGAGUGGUGACCCCUCAGUUCCUCUUGCAACAUGGUUUGUACGCUGUCGUGCCAUCUACGUACACCCCCGGCAUCCUUGCCUCGUUUAGGCUGCUGGUCUAUACCACCGCCGCGGGAGCAACCGUUGAUUCUAGACACAUUUCAGCCUAAGUCUUCCCUUCGGCUAGUCUAGAACGGUCGCUCCAGUUUUAAAGGUCUCAGUCCAUACUCAUCCUGCUUGUGUACUUAUCUGCAUAUUGGAUGCUUAAACCUGGUUAAGAUGCGUCUAUAUCGUGUACAGUAAUCAUGAUUGAAUAUUACUACGUCAGCUCUC